AUGGCCGUCAUCAACAGCAUCCACAAGUUCAACCCAACCACCCCAAGCACGACCUUGCCCCCAAACCAAACUUAUCCCCACCACUCUCCCUCCCCUCGCCGAACCCCCGCGCUCUCCACCCCCGCGCCCUUGACCGCCCCAUCCGCCAUCACCACCGCCCUCUCCUCCGCACCGAACCCAGCCCACCGCUUCACCGCCCACCCGACUUCCUGCAGCAAGAACCCGCUCCCCAGCACCAGCAGGAAAACGUGGCCCGAGAUAUCGUGGCCCCCGCCCACCGGCCCCCGCCGCCUUACACGCCACCGCCGUGAAAAACUCACCCGCAUCCGCCCGCCCUUCCUCCACUUUGCCCUCGACCACCUCGCACGCCCCGCCCGUCAACCGGAACCCCGGUCGAUGAGCGCCGGCCCAAAGAACCACUGCGUGACCAGGAUCCACCAGAGCGUCGUCACGCCGUACCGCGCAAACGCCUGCGCCCGCCGGCUGCCCGCCCCGAGCGCCGGCAUAGGUGGGUUUCGGGAGCCGGGCGCCCGGCGCGCCAAGUCUUGA
Molecule: messenger RNA, 549 nt
Organism: Parascedosporium putredinis
Lineage: Eukaryota; Fungi; Ascomycota; Sordariomycetes; Microascales; Microascaceae
Source: the annotation of a GenBank genome assembly